AGCCCACUUCGCCGAGUCGCCGACCUCCCCUCUCCUUUCCUCUUCUUCCCCACCGGCGAGUCGGCGGCGACCGAUCCCUCCCCGAGCCGCCGCCGCCGCCGCGAUGUCGUCGCCGGGAGAGAGCGGGCCUUCGGCUUCGGCAAAGGACACGGAUGCCGCGCAGAGGGCGCAGGAGCAGGAGCCCGGGAAGCAGGGGGGCGCGACGAGGGAGCGGCGGAUGGAGUCGCUGGGGUGGCUGACGGAGUCGGCGGUGAUGCCGAAGAAGCACAAGGCCAUCGAGGGGGUCGGCGCCGCGUCCAUCCUCGACCUCAAGGCGCAGCUCUACCGCACCCAGGAGGAGGCCCGCAAGCCCACCGCCCACGACGCCGCCGCGGCGGCUGCUGCCUCGGGCGAGUUCCGCCGGGCCAAGAAGCGCGCCGCUCCUGGUGACCCCCUCGGCGCGAAGAAUUCCGGCGUCGAUGCCCGCGCCCACAAAGAUAAGUUGGAGCUAAAAGCUGUGAAGGAUGGUUCAGUAAGUUAUGCUGCCUUAGAAAAGAAGGCAGAAUUGUAUGAAAAAUUAUCAAGAGGCGAGAUACCUGAUGAAGAAGACAAGGAAAAAUAUUGUGUUGACUUUUUCCAAAAGAGUUUCGAUCAUGUCUAUGAGCCUCGGCAACCAGAGAGCCAGAGUGUUAUUGACAGGGCAGAACCAGAAAAUGACAAUGAUGAUUCUAUGUCAAGUGCCAAACCAGUAGGCCUUGGUCGAACUGGCACUACUAUUGACAGAGAUGAGCACAAGCGCUUUGUAAGGGAGGUUCAUGAGGAAGUAAGUGAGGCAAGGCAGAAGGCUUCAACAAUGAAAUCCCGACGACAAGAGCAGGAGGCUGCUCGUAGAGAGAAACUCAAGCAGGCUUAUUUGAAGAAACGCCUGGAGAAGUUACUUGCUGAGAAACGGGCCACUUCAGCAACCGACGACCAACCAGCUAGCUAGUCCAGGUCUUACUGUGAGUCCCUGGGUGAUUCCUCUCUUGUAUGCAACCAUAAUCCCUUUAAUUAGGGGGAAGCAUGGUGGUAUGGAGCCAUGGUGGUGAAGUAGUGGGUGCAUGACUUUACCCACCAGAGUUCAAAUCCUAGAGCCCACGAAUAUUACAGGCCUGUUUGGCACAACUUCAGCUUCAGCUCUACCUCUCUUGGAGCUGGAGCUCAGCCUAAUAUUUUCAGCUUUAUCUAUAAUGGGAGCGGAGCUAGGUGGAGCACUCUCACAAAAUGAACUAGAGAUGUGAAGCUGAGUUUAGACUGUUCCACAACUCUACUCUAGAUGUAACUCGUAGAGCUAAAUUUAGGAGUUAGAACUCUACCAAAUAGACCUUACACAUAUGCAGGUUUGCUUUCAACAGAAUUUUAGUGAGGUUAGGAAUAUGCCACUAGUUUGUUUAUAGGCUAGUCAUUUAAACUGACUCACAGACAAACUGUUUGUUUGUUUGGGCUUCGGUUUCUUAGUCAGGUGUAAUUCUGCCAUUGUAACCAUUUGAGAAGCUUCUCGUGGGGCAUAUA
Oryza sativa Japonica Group (Japanese rice) is the source of this 1530-nucleotide messenger RNA. RefSeq lists its product as uncharacterized. The record is from RefSeq and is a predicted model, not a curated record. Gene Ontology annotation, cellular component: nucleus. Lineage: Eukaryota; Viridiplantae; Streptophyta; Magnoliopsida; Poales; Poaceae.